Molecule: messenger RNA, 3063 nt
Organism: Solea solea (common sole)
Lineage: Eukaryota; Metazoa; Chordata; Actinopteri; Pleuronectiformes; Soleidae
Gene: galnt1
Product: UDP-N-acetyl-alpha-D-galactosamine:polypeptide N-acetylgalactosaminyltransferase 1
Exons: 14
Coding region: 644-2317 (557 amino acids)
Cellular component (GO): Golgi apparatus
Source: RefSeq, a predicted model, not a curated record
CUUCCGGGUUGAGGUGGCGAAGGAAGGGAUGAGCCGUGAUGCUGUCUGUGCUUCACACAGCCACAGCAGCAGCAGCGGCGGCAACAGCCGAGCUCCUCUUUCUCCCUCCUCAGUCAGUCAGAGUCACACAGAGGCAGGCAGAGGCAGCACGUCCGUCCGUAGAGAGGGGGAGCUCACAUCGCACAGCUGCUGCUUCUGACCGAGCCGACAUCCUCAUUCACGGUCUUAUCACAUGGAUACAUCCUCUGCUCUGAAUCCGUUUUUUGACACUUAACGGUGCUCCUGGAGUCGCGGUCAGUGUGAACCAGACAUCAUCGGGGGCUCGGAUUUUUUUUUUUUUAGCUGAUUUGUCUCGACGACACGCAGAGAGGACCUCACCCCCUCACCCCCUUCUCCCUCCCUCCACCACAAUCGCUAGCUCGCUAAGCUAGCUAGCCCGCUAAUUUAGCUGUGACACUUACUGGCGUCAGUUUUCUGUCUGCGGUCUCUUGCGCCAUAAAGGCAAAUUCAAGAGCUUCGUCAUUCCAGGAGCAUGUUUGAGUGACGAGCAAAGGAAGAAGUGGCAUCUCUGUGGCUCCGCCCCCCUCUGCUGGUGGAGCAUACUACAUAUCCGACCAGAGACCCCUGUAGUCACAUUGAGAGGAUGCGGAGGUUUGCCUACUGCAAGGUGGUUUUAGCCACCUCUCUGGUGUGGGUGAUGCUGGACAUGUUCAUUCUGCUCUACUUCAGUGAGUGCAACAAGUGUGAAGACAAGAGGGAGAGAGGACUGCCCGGCAGAGAGAAUCCUCUCACCAGGCCGCGGGACGGGCCAGGUGAAGGGGGGAAGCCUGUGGUGAUCCCUAAGGAGAACCAGGAGAAGAUGAAGGAGAUGUUUAAGAUUAACCAGUUCAACCUCAUGGCCUCAGAGAUGAUUGCCCUCAAUCGCUCACUGCCUGAUGUCCGCCUGGAAGGGUGCAAGAACAAGUUAUACCCCGAUAAUCUUCCACGUACCAGUGUCGUGAUUGUAUUUCAUAAUGAGGCAUGGAGCACUCUGCUGCGAACUGUCCACUCUGUCAUCGACCGCUCUCCACACACGCUGUUGGAGGAGAUUGUCCUGGUGGACGAUGCCAGUGAGAGAGAUUUCCUGAAGCGGCCGCUUGAGCAAUAUGUCAGAAGGCUUGAAGUCCCUGUCAAAGUAGUGAGGAUGGAUCAACGGUCUGGACUUAUUCGUGCUCGUCUCAAAGGAGCGUCCAUCUCCACUGGCCAGGUUAUAACCUUUCUUGAUGCUCAUUGCGAAUGUACAACAGGCUGGCUCGAGCCUCUGCUCGCCCGCAUCAAGCAAGACAAGAGAACAGUUGUGUGCCCCAUCAUCGACGUGAUAAGCGAUGACACAUUUGAGUACAUGGCAGGAUCGGACAUGACGUAUGGAGGCUUUAACUGGAAACUCAACUUCCGUUGGUAUCCUGUACCGCAGAGAGAGAUGGACCGGCGCAAAGGAGACCGCACGCUGCCCGUCAGGACUCCCACCAUGGCAGGUGGCUUGUUCUCCAUAGACAGAGAUUAUUUCCAGGAGAUUGGCACGUAUGACGCAGGCAUGGACAUCUGGGGUGGAGAGAACCUGGAAAUCUCUUUCAGAAUCUGGCAGUGCGGUGGGACUCUAGAAAUUGUCACAUGUUCACAUGUGGGUCACGUGUUCAGAAAGGCGACGCCCUACACGUUUCCUGGGGGAACGGGACAGAUCAUCAACAAAAACAACCGACGCCUGGCAGAAGUAUGGAUGGAUGAAUUUAAAAACUUCUUCUAUAUUAUCUCUCCCGGUGUGACCAAAGUGGACUACGGUGACAUCACAUCUCGCUCUGGUCUGAGACAAAAGCUUCAGUGUAAACCCUUCAGUUGGUACUUGGAGAACGUCUACCCCGACUCCCAGAUCCCCAGGCACUAUUACUCCCUGGGAGAGAUUCGCAAUGUGGAGACGAACCAGUGCCUGGACAACAUGGCCCGCAAGGAGAACGAGAAGGUCGGCAUUUUCAAUUGCCACGGCAUGGGAGGCAACCAGGUUUUCUCUUACACAGCCAAUAAGGAGAUAAGAACUGACGACUUGUGUCUAGAUGUGUCUAAGUUAAAUGGCCCUGUCAUGAUGCUUAAGUGUCACCACCUCAAAGGCAACCAGCUCUGGGAGUAUGACCCCGCGAAGCUGACUUUGGUCCAUGUUAACAGUAACCAGUGUUUGGACAAGGCCAGCGAGGAGGACAGCCAGGUGCCCAGCGUCAGAGACUGCACACACACGCGCUCUCAACAGUGGCUGCUCCGCAACGUCACACUACCAGAGGUCUUUUGACCACAUUCCACACACCAAACACACACACAGCAGCCCAGAGUAAGCAAUGAGGGGGAUGGAUGUGUGGAUUAAAAUUGGGCGCCAGGAAAGGAAAGACUGCCCAUAAGGGGGACUCCAGAAGGGAGGAGGAUGGAUUAGAUGGUACUACCUCUGCGUCAAAUCAGAGGGAGGAGUGUGUUUGACCCUCCUCAGAACGGCGGAGAGAGGAGAGACUCCUUUUAUGUUUGUUUGUUUUGGGGUUUUUUUUAAAAGAGAUUUUAACCACACUGAGUGAUCAUGAGACUGCCUGGUGGAGUUGAGGUUCUGCACUCUGAGCUUCCUUGAACAAAGCGGUCCACCCCUCAACUCAUCACUUUACUGACUGGUUUACUGACUGCCUCUUUUCAGAGAGUGUGCACUUAUAUGUAUGUAUGUGUGUGUGUGAGUGAGUGAGUGAGUGUGUGUAUCUUGAGAUGAAUGUAUGCUUUGAGAACGGGGCUGAAUUCUUUGUUGAAUUUUUUUUUUUUUUAUUUAAUUUUGUAAUGGAUUUUGAAAAUGACCUCUGGUGAACUCUUAUGAAGAAGAGUGCAUGAGGAAGUGUGAAUGUGUGAGACUGUAGUGUGCACGUGUCAGAGCCCCUCCUGUAGUCUUGCAACAGUGUAUGUCUCCCUCUGGUGUUCGUCCUUGGCAUUUCAUCCUACAGACUGAAGCCUUCUCAUUGGAAGAAUUCUUCAAGGAACUGCAAAUAGGAAAAAAAAAAAAAACAA